Messenger RNA from Fulmarus glacialis (Northern fulmar), 1035 nucleotides. RefSeq names its product histone acetyltransferase KAT2A-like. Gene Ontology annotation, cellular component: nucleus; histone acetyltransferase complex. The transcript has 8 exons. NCBI's taxonomy places the organism in Eukaryota, Metazoa, Chordata, Aves, Procellariiformes, Procellariidae. Gene Ontology annotation, biological process: chromatin remodeling; positive regulation of transcription by RNA polymerase II. The record is from RefSeq and is a predicted model, not a curated record. Gene Ontology annotation, molecular function: histone H3 acetyltransferase activity. The annotation marks the transcript as partial.
CCCACCGCCCCCCGCAUGGACCUGCAGCAGCCGGUGACCAACCUGAGCGAGCCCUGCCGGAGCUGCGGCCAUGCGCUGGCGGACCACGUGUCCCACCUGGAGAACGUUUCGGAGGAGGAGAUCAACCGGCUGCUGGGUAUGGUGGUGGACGUGGAAAACCUCUUCAUGUCGGUGCACAAGGAGGAGGACACGGACACCAAGCAGGUGUAUUUCUACCUGUUCAAGCUCCUGCGGAAGUGCAUCCUGCAGAUGAGCCAGCCUGUGGUCGAGGGGUCCCUGGGGAGCCCCCCCUUCGAGAAGCCAAACAUUGAGCAGGGAGUCCUGAACUUCGUCCAGUACAAGUUCAGCCACUUGCCACCCAAGGAGCGGCAGACCAUGUACGAGCUCUCCAAGAUGUUCCUGCUCUGCCUCAACUACUGGAAGCUGGAGACGCCAUCCCAGUUCCGGCAGCGCUCCCAGAACGACGAUGUGGCCACCUACAAGGUCAACUACACGAGGUGGCUGUGCUACUGCCACGUGCCGCAGAGCUGUGACAGCCUUCCCCGCUACGAGACCACCCACGUCUUCGGGCGCAGCCUCCUAAAGUCCAUCUUCACGGUCACCCGCCGGCAGCUGCUGGAGAAGUUCCGGGUGGAGAAGGACAAGCUGGUGCCGGAGAAGCGGACGCUGAUCCUCACCCACUUCCCCAAGUUCCUGUCCAUGCUGGAGGAGGAGAUCUACGGCGAGAACUCUCCAAUCUGGGAGGCCGAUUUCACCGUGCCGGCCGCAGAGGGUGCCCAGCUGGUGUCUCGCCCAGUCAGCACCGUUGCUGUGCCCACCACUCCACUCUUCAGCAAGAAGCUCAGCAACAGCAGCUCUGCCGCGAGCAUGGAUGCCAGCACCCCAGAGCCCCUGCCAGGGGAGAAGCGGAAGCUGCCCGAGAGCCUGACGCUGGAAGAUGCCAAGCGGAUCCGUGUCAUGGGAGACAUCCCCAUGGAGCUGGUGAAUGAGGUCAUGCUGACCAUCACGGACCCCGCGGCCAUGCUGGGCCCCGAG